Messenger RNA from Colletotrichum destructivum, 2002 nucleotides. RefSeq names its product Putative tubulin. The transcript is spliced from 7 exons. Gene Ontology annotation, molecular function: structural constituent of cytoskeleton; GTPase activity; GTP binding. NCBI's taxonomy places the organism in Eukaryota, Fungi, Ascomycota, Sordariomycetes, Glomerellales, Glomerellaceae. The record is from RefSeq and is a predicted model, not a curated record. Gene Ontology annotation, cellular component: cytoplasm; microtubule. Bases 449 to 1789 code for a protein of 446 amino acids. Gene Ontology annotation, biological process: mitotic cell cycle; microtubule cytoskeleton organization.
CGUGUCCCUAUCUCACUCUCACUCUCACUCUCACUCAUGCAGCGCCCCCCCUCCCCGUCUCUCAAAAAGGAUAACUAAACUGCGCCAUGCCACCUCAGCACGCAGGCAGCUACCAAUUCGUCAAGGCAGCCAUUUAAAGAUGAAGAGCUUCCACAGGCACGGUACACACAUAUGCAUACAGCACCGCACCAUGCAUGUGGGGGUGGGCGUUUUGUGAGUGAGAUCUAGACUGUCUGUAUCCGUACCUGUCUAUCCGGCCGGGCCUAUCCGGUACGAGGCGAGAAAGCUGCUGUUGGCCGGCCCCUUGGAUAAGGGGGGUUGGUUGGUUUGUUGUGAUUUAUGGGCAAUACGUAUCUAUAAGAUGGCCUUCGGUCGUGAGUAGCGGGGUAAAUCUCUGUCCUUCACCACCAGCUUUUACUAUCCACAACCCGUAUUCUCGAAAUUCAUCAUGCGUGAGAUUAUCCAUCUUCAAACCGGCCAAUGUGGCAACCAAAUCGGCACAGCCUUCUGGCAAACCAUUCAUGGCGAGCAUGGCUUGGAUCAAGAUGGAGUCUUCCGCGGCACCGAUGAGCAGCAAUCCGAGAGACUGAGCGUCUACUUCACCGAGGCUGCGAAACAAAAGUACGUCCCCCGUGCCGUCCUGGUCGAUCUCGAGCCCGCGACCAUGGACGCCAUCCGUUCCGGUCCGCUCGGCGACUUCUUCCGCCCGGACAACAUGGUCUACGGCCAAUCCGGCGCCGGCAACAACUGGGCCAAGGGCCACUACACCGAGGGCGCCGAGCUGGUCGACCAGGUCCUCGACGUCGUGCGUCGCGAGGCCGAGGACUGCGACAGUCUGCAGGGCUUCCAGAUCACCCACUCGCUCGGCGGCGGCACCGGCUCCGGCAUGGGCACCCUCCUCAUCGCAAAGGUCCGCGAGGAGUUCCCCGACCGCAUGAUGGCCACCUUCUCCGUCCUGCCCUCCGCCAAGGUCUCUGAGGUCGUCGUCGAGCCCUACAACGCCACCCUGUCCAUCCACCAGCUCGUCGAGAACUCGGACGAGACCUUCUGCAUCGACAACGAGGCCCUGUACGACAUCUGCCGCCGCACCCUGAAGCAGGCCCACCCGUCCUACGGCCACCUCAACCACCUGGUGUCCAGGGUCAUGUCCGGCCUGACCACGGGCUUCCGUUUCCCCGGCCAGCUGAACGCCGACCUACGCAAGCUGGCCGUCAACCUCGUGCCCUUCCCGAGACUGCACUUCUUCACCGUCGGCUUCGCGCCCCUCACCUCGUCCGCCUCCUUCUCGAACCUCGGCGUCGCCGAGCUCACCCAGCAGAUGUUCGACCCCAAGAACGUCAUGCUGGCCUCCGACUUCCGCGACGGCCGCUUCCUGACCUGUUCCACCAUGUUCCGCGGAAAAGUGUCAAUGAAGCAGGUCGAAGACCAGAUCCACGCCAUCAAGACCAAGAACUCGGCCAACUUUGUCGAAUGGAUCCCCAACAACAUCCAGACGGCCCACUGCUCCGUGCCGCCCAAGGGCUUGGACGUCUCGUCCACCUUCAUCGGCAACUCCACCGCCAUCCAGAACAGCUUCCGCAGGGUGGGCGACCAGUUCAGCCUCAUGUUCCGCAGGAAGGCCUUCCUGCAUUGGUACACCGGCGAGGGCAUGGACGAGAUGGAGUUCACCGAGGCCGAGUCCAACAUGAACGACCUCGUGUCCGAGUACCAGCAGUACCAGGAUGCCGGUAUGGACGACGACUACGCCGACGAGGAGUACGGCGAAGAGGCUCCCGCCGAGGAGGAAUGAGACACCAAGCCUUUUUGUGGCUCAAUGAUACUCCCCUGCCAGCAGGAAGUCUCGCUCUUUCGCAUCAUGAUAUAUACUUUAAUCCAGCGAAGCAAAAUGGUGUUCACGUUUGCCAUCAUGCAUUUCGAAAAAGCAUUGUGACAGUAUCCUCCUCUCUUCCACAUUGCUAGCACAGGCACAUAGGACAACUAGUUAUGUUAUGUUAUGUUUGCU